AGCAGUCAGAGUCAGACAGCGCCACACGCCCCUCUCUAUUGUCCAUUUGCCGCACCAAAUCGCCAGCUUCAUAGAUAUACAAAUAAGAAAGAGGCCAUUUUUCCAAAUCGUUGAAUUUGCCCCUUACUUCCCUCACCACCAACCCUUCAAUUUGUACGUUCAAUUGCAACUCACAUCUAUACUUAUUCAUCUUUCAGUCAUUUCCUCAAUUCGCAUGCAACCGCCAUUUUUCCGCCGUCAACUUUCUUGAAAUUCACUAUUUCCUCGGUUUCAUCGAACACCCCUUUUGAUUCUUGAUAUAUAAAGAAUGGCCUCCGCAGCAUUUCACCAAGCAGGUGUGGCUCUUCAAUCGCGCGGUUACUUCAGUAACUGUUGCCUCGAUCAGGAGAAUGGAAUCGCUUCAAUUAGGUCGAUUUCAAAAGGCAUCAAGCUAGAUAUUACUCUGACAAGAAGAGAGACUUAUUGCUCUAGGAGGAGGAGAGUCGCUGUGACUCAGGCAUCGGCCUCACACUCCACAACGGUCCCUGACCCGGUUUUGUCCCCAUCAAGUGGCACCCCAAGUGACUCCAAGAAGAAAUCAAAUGAAGCUGCACUGAUUCUGAUCAGGCAUGGUGAAUCUAUGUGGAAUGAGAAGAACCUGUUCACCGGUUGUGUUGAUGUCCCACUCACUGAGAAGGGAGUGGAAGAAGCCAUAGAAGCUGGCAAAAGAAUCAGCAACAUACCAGUCGACAUGAUCUAUACUUCUUCGUUAAUUCGUGCACAGAUGACUGCUAUGCUUGCAAUGACCGAACAUCGUCGGAAGAAGGUUCCAAUUAUUUUGCACGAUGAGAAUGAGCAAGCGAGAGCAUGGAGCCAGAUCUUUAGCGAAGAUACUAAGAAACAAUGCAUCCCAGUUGUAACUGCUUGGCAGCUAAACGAAAGAAUGUAUGGAGAACUACAGGGCCUGAAUAAGCAAGAAACGGCUGAUAGAUAUGGGACCAAACAAGUCCAUGUGUGGCGACGCAGCUACGACACACCUCCUCCAAAUGGCGAGAGUCUGGAAAUGUGUGCUGAGAGAGCUGUUGCAUACUUCACGGAAUUUAUUCAGCCUCAGCUUUUGUCUGGUAAGAACGUGAUGAUCGCGGCCCAUGGAAACUCACUCAGGUCCAUUAUCAUGUAUCUGGACAAGCUGACUUCUCAGGAGGUCAUUAGCUUGGAAUUAUCAACUGGGAUACCGAUGCUUUACAUUUUUAAAGAGGGUAGAUUUAUUCGCAGAGGUAGUCCUGUAGCACCAACUGAAGCUAGUGUUUAUGCUUACACUAAGAGUUUGGCUCAAUACAGGCAGAAGUUGGAUGAAAAGCUCCAAUCCUGAUGGAUCUAUGACUUUGCAUAUAUCGUUUUCUGUUAUGCGUUCCGACAAAAUUUCUUAGUUAAGAAAUCAGAAUUCUGGAAGAAGCACAGGCAACCGUUCUCUCAGCUUAAUGUUAUGCUGAUCCAUCAUCCCUGCGUGGCCUCUGUUUCUUCUUCCCUCUACCAGCUUUAGUGUCGUAUUUAAUCGAUUGAUUGUUGUAUCUGAACCUACAGAAACUUAUAAAAAAGGGCACUCUGAAGAGUGUUCUACCAUCUAGUUGCACUGUUGCAGAACUUCUGAAUUAGAUAUUAUUUUUUUGUAUAUUGGUAUUGGAACUCCAAUAAAUGAAACGUUUGAUGUGUUGCAUUAGAUUACGACAUUAA
Molecule: messenger RNA, 1713 nt
Organism: Salvia splendens (bonfire salvia)
Lineage: Eukaryota; Viridiplantae; Streptophyta; Magnoliopsida; Lamiales; Lamiaceae
Product: 2,3-bisphosphoglycerate-dependent phosphoglycerate mutase 1
Exons: 8
Coding region: 308-1351 (347 amino acids)
Biological process (GO): glycolytic process
Molecular function (GO): intramolecular phosphotransferase activity
Source: RefSeq, a predicted model, not a curated record